AUGCCUUCCGAGACACCCCAAGCAGAAACGGGGUCUGAAGGGUGCCCCCACCUCUCAGGGGCACACCUAGGGAAAGGGAGCCUGGAGAAGGGACCUCCGGGGGACAAGGAAGCCAAGGAGCGCCUGUGGAUCCGUCCCGAUGCCCCAAGCAAGUGUUCCUGGCAGCUGGGCAGGCCGGUCACUGACUCCCCUCAUCACCACACUGUCUUGCUGCUGUUGGAGGCUGGAUUCCAGCUUGUUCCAGCGGAGGCCUGUUUGGGCCCCCAGGGUGGACUGCAGCCUCUGGCCCCCCUGGGGAGCUGGGAAGAAGUGGCCAAGUGUGAGUUCUUCAACGCGGGCGGGAGCGUGAAGGACCGUAUCAGCCUGCGCAUGAUUGAGGACGCCGAGCGGGCCGGGACCCUGAAGCCCGGGGACACCAUCAUUGAGCCGACGUCCGGGAACACAGGGAUCGGGCUGGCCCUGGCUGCCGCCGUGAAGGGUUACCGCUGCGUCAUCGUGAUGCCGGAGAAGAUGAGCACGGAGAAGGUGGAUGUGUUGCGGGCCCUGGGGGCCGAGAUUGUGAGGACGCCCACCACGGCCAGAUUUGACUCCCCGGAGUCCCACGUGGGGGUGGCCUGGAGGCUACGGAACGAGAUCCCCAAUUCUCACAUCCUGGACCAGUACCGCAACGCCAGCAACCCCCUCGCUCACUACGACACCACCGCCGAGGAGAUCCUGCAGCAGUGUGACGGGAAGUUGGACAUGUUGGUGGCUUCGGCGGGCACGGGUGGCACCAUCACGGGCGUCGCCAGGAAGCUGAAGGAGAAAUGCCCAGGAUGCAAAAUCAUCGGGGUGGAUCCCGAGGGUUCCAUCCUCGCAGAGCCCGAGGAGCUGAACCAGUCGGAGCAGACGGUCUACGAGGUGGAAGGGAUCGGCUACGACUUCAUCCCCACGGUGCUGGACCGGACGACGCAGGUCAGGCUCGUGGGUCGACCAGGUGCCCCCACGGCACUCCCUGCUGGGGUCUCCGAGGCCCGGCUCCCCGGCCUCACCCUGCAGUCCCCGCCGGCCGCUCGGGGUCUCGGCUGGAGCCACGGUGUCCCGUCCAAAUUCCUGAGUGACAAAUGGAUGAUGCAGAAGGGCUUCCUGAAGGAGGACGACUUCACCGUGACAAAGCCGUGGUGGUGGCACCUGCGAGUUCAGGAGCUGAGCCUGUCGGCCCCGCUGACGGUGCUGCCCACGGUCACCUGCGAGCACACCAUCGAGAUCCUCCGCGAGAAGGGCUUCGACCAGGUGCCCGUGGUCGACGAAUCAGGGGUGAUCCUGGGGAUGGUGACCCUGGGGAACAUGCUGUCGUCCCUGCUCGCUGGGAAGGUUCAGCCAUCAGACCAAGUUCGAAAAGUCCUCUAUAAGCAGUUCAAACAGAUCCGGCUGACGGACCCGCUGGGCAAGCUGUCGCACAUCCUGGAAAUGGACCACUUCGCCCUGGUGGUCCACGAGCAGAUCCAGUACCACAGCAACGGCAAGUCCAGUCAGAGGCAGACGGUGUUCGGGGUCGUCACUGCCAUCGACUUGCUGAACUUCGUGGCCGCUCGGGAGCGCGACCGGAAGACCAAGUCAGGAAGCACCUCGGAGCCCAGACCUGCGGGGGCCACGGUACAGCUCUGA
Messenger RNA from Puma concolor (puma), 1647 nucleotides. NCBI's taxonomy places the organism in Eukaryota, Metazoa, Chordata, Mammalia, Carnivora, Felidae. The record is from RefSeq and is a predicted model, not a curated record.